GCUCCUGUGCCGCCAUAACUCACGUUGAGGUACUCCGGAAACGCGAAUAUUAGUCAAAUAUCUGCUUGAACCAUGUCGAUCGGUGUUCCAAUCAAAGUGCUGCACGAGGCCGAGGGCCAUAUCGUUACCUGCGAGACGAUUACCGGCGAAGUUUACCGCGGAAAGCUGAUAGAAGCGGAGGAUAAUAUGAACUGCCAAAUGACACAGGUCACAGUCACCUACCGCGAUGGCCGGGUGUCGAAUCUGGAAAAUGUGUACAUCCGAGGCUCGAAGAUACGAUUCCUGAUACUUCCCGACAUGCUGAAAAACGCGCCGAUGUUCAAAAAGCAGGGUGCAAAGACCGGCACUGCUGGGCGCGGCAAAUCAGCUAUACUGCGAGCACAAGCUGCUCGUGGAAGAGGUCGCGGGGCGGGCGGUGGUGGAGGAGGCGGUCGUGGCGGUAACAAAGGCGGUUGGCAAGGCCAAGGACAACAAUCUUCCGGCCGUGGACGUGGAGGACUAUAGGAUUUUUCGGCAGAUCAUCGUAGGCUUAAGUUAUCGUUAAGCUUUUGGCUUAUUUUGGCAUAGGCAUGUUGUCUAACUGAACCCAAAAUGGAGCAUUACUCAUUGAUUCAUCAGAUGCUCGGCCAGAAAUGUAACAGAUUCCAGUAACGCUCUUAUGUACAAAAGUGUUCAAUCAGGACCAGGGGAAUUUUGAGCAAAUGAAAUAAGACCGCGACAACACACGGUAUUGUAGUACGUAUGUGCGUAUGCACCAAUUCAAUUACACCUUCAUAAUAAAUAAUACUACAAGAAAACUCUACUGUGAGCCUGUUCAGUUAA
Anopheles coustani is the source of this 822-nucleotide messenger RNA. It is a transcript of the gene SmD3, whose product is annotated as small nuclear ribonucleoprotein Sm D3. Gene Ontology annotation, biological process: spliceosomal snRNP assembly; RNA processing. The coding region runs from base 73 to 504 and encodes 143 amino acids. The record is from RefSeq and is a predicted model, not a curated record. The transcript has a single exon. Gene Ontology annotation, cellular component: U1 snRNP; commitment complex; spliceosomal tri-snRNP complex. NCBI's taxonomy places the organism in Eukaryota, Metazoa, Arthropoda, Insecta, Diptera, Culicidae. Gene Ontology annotation, molecular function: RNA binding.